This is a messenger RNA of Bathycoccus prasinos, 417 nucleotides long. RefSeq lists its product with no specific name. The coding region runs from base 1 to 417 and encodes 138 amino acids. Lineage: Eukaryota; Viridiplantae; Chlorophyta; Mamiellophyceae; Mamiellales; Bathycoccaceae. The record is from RefSeq and is a predicted model, not a curated record. The transcript has a single exon.
AUGAUUGGAUUCCCCAAAUCGACGUUCACGAAAACCGUCAUGCUCUCCCCGGCGACGAGCAUCGCGUGCGGUUUGAUUUACGGAUACUUAGCGUACCAAUCCUUCUUAGAACCGGAGAUUUUAGAGGCUUUCAGCUCUGGCGCCAAGCAAAGUUUAUCGUCGUUAACGAAAGGGUUCUCGUACGAAACAACAGUUGCAGUAGGUUGGGCACACUUCAUAGCCAUGGAUUUACUCGCCGGUCGGUACAUCUACUUCGACGGUCUUAAAAACGAUUUCAUCACGAGACACAGUUUAGUGUUGACGUUGUUUUUCGGACCUCUGGGUGUGGUUUCGCACGUCCUGACGCGAGGAAUCGUCGGAUUGACGAGAAGCGGGAAAGUGGAAGAUAUCUUAGAGAGCGGAUUGAAGAGCGAGUGA